Chanos chanos (milkfish) is the source of this 699-nucleotide messenger RNA. Its product is annotated as serum amyloid P-component-like. The coding region runs from base 1 to 699 and encodes 232 amino acids. Lineage: Eukaryota; Metazoa; Chordata; Actinopteri; Gonorynchiformes; Chanidae. The transcript has 2 exons. The record is from RefSeq and is a predicted model, not a curated record.
AUGAGGACACUUGCAUUUUUCCUCACUCUGUUUUCCAUCUGUGCAGCUGAGAGAAGGGAUCUUUCUGGCAAGGUCUUCACCUUCCCUCGUGUGUCUGCCACAGACUACACGACACUGACUCCAGAUGUUGAAAAAAUCCUCUUCAGUGUCACUGUGUGUCUGAGGUUCUUCACAGACCUCAGUAACUCACAGACUCUCUUCUCCUUAGCCACUCGUUCUCAUGCCGAUGGUUUUGUGCUGUUCAGACGCAGUCAGGGACACUACCAGCUGUAUUUGGCUGAUACUGGUGUUGAUUUCUAUGGCUUGCCUGACAAGUUGAUUCACUGGAAUUCACUUUGUGUCACCUGGGACUCCUCCACGGGUUUGUCUCAACUAUGGGUAAAUGGAGAAGCUAGUUCCAGAAAGGCUCUUCAUCCAGGAGGUUCUAUCAUUGGUACUCCCAGUAUCAUACUGGGUCAGGAUCAGGACUCCUAUGGUGGCGGAUUCCAUACUUAUGACUGUUUUGUGGGUCAGCUCUCUGAUGUGCACAUGUGGGACCGUAUUCUAUCCCCCUGUGAGGUGAUGAAGUAUACAGACUAUAUGUCCUUCCCACCUGGCAACAUGCUAAACUGGCAGAACUUGGAGUUUAGCAGACAAGGAUAUGUGGUGGUAGAGGACAAUAGGGCACCAACACACAUGACAUGCCCUGGCAGAGAUUAA